Molecule: messenger RNA, 2979 nt
Organism: Cornus florida
Lineage: Eukaryota; Viridiplantae; Streptophyta; Magnoliopsida; Cornales; Cornaceae
Product: E3 ubiquitin-protein ligase WAV3
Exons: 2
Coding region: 425-2572 (715 amino acids)
Source: RefSeq, a predicted model, not a curated record
CAAAACGUGCUUUUUUCAAUGUGUGUAUCAUUAUACAUUUCUCAACGCGACAACCAGCAAACAAGGUCAAAAACCAGUGCUCCUUCAACACACUCUCUCUCUAGAUCUCUCUCUCUAAAUAUAUAUUACAUACAUAUAUAUAUAUAUCGUUCAUGGCCGCCAACAAGAAGAUUAAAUCAAAUACUGAUUCGCUCCUCUGCUAUUUACGACUCAAUCCUCUUCCCUAACUUCGUAGCCUUUCACUUUCUCUCUCUCUAAACAUCUUACUCAUUCAAAGUCCUCGGUUUGCGUGCACGUUUUCCAUUGCUCUUAAAUCGUCUUCUUCAACUCUCUUCUCACUCUAAACUUUCAUUUUGCGGCUUUCUCUCCCUGGAAUCAGCUCCAACGAAUCUGAUUUUGUGUGGUGGAUAACUCAGGAAGCGAAAUGGCGAGCAAAUGGAGGAAAGCGAAGAUCGCGCUUGGUCUGAAUCUGUGUGUGUAUGUGCCGGGGACUGUGGACGACGAGUCGCCUCCAUCCGAGAGGUUAUCCGACGCCGCUUUGCUUUCGCCGUCGUAUACCCCGGCGGCGCCGACCACGCCGACGCCGUCGUCUCGUGGUUUGCGGUUAUCGAAAAGUAUGAGCCGGUCAUCUAAGAAGAUCUGCUCGAUAUGUUUGGCCACAAUGAAACGUGGGGAUGGCCAUGCCAUAUUUACUGCAGAAUGCUCGCAUUCCUUCCAUUUCCAUUGUAUUGCUUCAAAUGUGAAACAUGGAAAUCAAAUUUGCCCGGUUUGCAGAGCAAAGUGGAAAGAAAUUCCCUUGCAGGGUCCUAGUUUGGAUCCUCCUCUUGGAAGGGCAAGAAUCAAUCCUGUAGAUUGGCCCCAAAAUAAUGCCAUGAUGACUGUAAUUCGCCGACUGCCUCCCCCUUGUCCAAAUGCCAAUCGGCACACCGCGCCACUGCUUCAAGCUCCUGAACCGGCUGUCUUCAAUGAUGAUGAAUCCCUGGAUCAUCAACCCAAUUCUGCUGAGAGAAGCACUCCUGAAAAGAAUGCUGUGGAUAGUAACUCUCAUAGGACAAUACAGAUUAAAACAUACCCACAUGUUCCAGAAGUCCCACAGUUCACUUCUUGUGAUAACUUUAAUGUUCUGGUCCAUCUUAAAGCUCCCAUUUCAAUUUCAGGACAAAAUCUCAACAUAAACCAGGCCAACUUGCCACAAAUUUCUCAAACUCCCCGUGCACCAGUCGACCUUGUCACAGUGCUUGACAUCAGUGGUAGCAUGGCAGGUACCAAGCUUGCAUUGCUAAAGCGAGCCAUGGGGUUUGUGAUUCAAAAUCUCGGCCCCAAUGACAGGAUGUCAGUUAUUGCAUUCUCUUCAACAGCCCGACGCAUCUUCCCCCUCCGUAGAAUGACUGACGCAGGACGACAGCAGGCAUUGCAAGCUGUAAACUCAUUGGUCGCAAAUGGAGGAACAAAUAUUGCUGAAGGCUUGAGAAAGGGUGCGAAGGUAAUGGAAGACCGAAGGGAAAAGAACCCAGUUGCCAGUAUAAUACUGUUGUCUGAUGGACAGGACACAUAUACCGUCAGUGGUCCAGUUGGCAACCAAAAUCAACCAAAUUACCAGUUGCUCCUUCCUUUAUCCAUUCAUAGCACUGACAGUGCAGGAUUUAAGAUUCCUGUGCAUGCUUUUGGGUUUGGCACUGAUCAUGAUGCUUCAUCGAUGCAUUCAAUUUCGGAGAUUUCUGGAGGAACCUUUUCUUUUAUUGAGACUGAAGCUGUGAUUCAGGAUGCAUUUGCACAGUGUAUUGGGGGGCUUUUGAGUGUUGUGGUCAAGGAAUUGCAAGUGGUUAUUGAGUGUGUGCACCCAAGCCUCCACCUUGGUUCUCUAAAAGCAGGAAGUUACUCAAACCGUGUGAUGGAAGAUGGGCGUAUGGGAUUUAUUGAUGUUGGAGAUUUGUAUGCUGACGAGGAGAGGGAUUUUCUGGUUUCAGUUAAUGUCCCAGCAGAGUCUUCAAGCAAAGAGACAUCAUUGUUCAAGGUGAGAUUAGUCUACAGUGACCCGUUAACUAAAGAAAAUGUGACUUUGGAAAGUGAUGAAGUUAGGAUCAAGAGACCUGAAUUAGCUGGACAAGAGGUGGUGUCAGUGGAAGUGGACAGGCACCGCAACAGGUUUCAAGCAGCCGAGGCAAUGGCACAAGCACGAACCGCAGCUGAGCAGGGAGACCUGGCUGGUGCAGUUUCUACGCUUGAAUGUUGCCGAAGAGUGUUGUCAGAAACCGUGUCAGCUAAAUCUCGUGACCGGCUCUGUGUUGCAUUGGAUGCUGAGCUCAAGGAGAUGCAAGAGAGGAUGGCAAGCAGGCAUGUGUACGAGGCAUCAGGAAGGGCAUAUAUACUGUCAGGACUGAGCUCACACUCAUGGCAGAGAGCAACUGCACGAGGUGACUCCACAGACGGUUCAAGUCUUGUUCAGUCCUAUCAAACCCCAUCGAUGGCUGAGAUGCUCACUCGGUCUCAGGCCACAUUAUUGGGUAGUCCAUCAGCUCAGAGGCUUGCCCGACCUGUAUGGUCAUUUGCAUCGCAACCAAAACCAAGGUAAAUGUUUUGAGACUGUUGUGGAGAGUUCGUCUCCAAACCGUAACUAUAUAUUUCAAUACCUAUUUUCUUUUUCCUUUUUUCUUUUUUUUUUUUUGUUUGGGAUUGGGGAUAAAUUGGAGAGUUAAGAAGAAGAUUUUGGGUUGUCAAUAUUGUUCCUGUCUUAAAUAUGUAGAGUAAUAAAGUCGGGUCAGUGCAGAAGGAUAUAUAUUUUGGAGGAAAAGGUAAAGGAAUGGUAGGUAGGGUUCUCACAACUUUUUUGUAUUGCUUUUCCUUGUGUUGUUGUUGGGGGUGUACAUAAGGAGAAAUGGUUUCCAUCUCAGAGAUGUGGGUAUAAGUUUGUAAUUGUGGGGAUUGGAUGAACUUUUUACCUAAUAUAUAAGAUUACCUGCAAUUUGAUUCUUUUCACAA